AUGGCAGCUAAUCGAGGUGAAAUUGCAAUUCGUAUCUUUCGAGCAUGUACUGAAAUGAAUAUUCGAACAGUGGCUAUCUACAGUGAACAAGAUAAAAUGCAAAUGCAUCGUCAAAAAGCUGAUGAAUCCUAUCUAAUUGGUAAGAGUCUACCACCUGUAGCUGCUUAUCUAAACAUACCUGAAAUUAUUCAAUUAGCCCAAAAACAUAAUGUUGAAGCUAUUCACCCUGGUUAUGGAUUUCUCAGUGAAAGAUCUGAAUUUGCACAAGCAUGUGCUGAUGCUGGGAUUAUAUUCAUUGGACCAUCGGCCAAAGUUGUCAAACGUAUGGGUGAUAAAGUGGAAGCUAGACAGGCAGCAAUCAGUGCUAAUGUUCCUGUGGUUCCUGGUAGUCCUGGACCAAUUACUACACCUGAGGAAGCAGUAGAAUUUUGUAAACAAUACGGAUUACCUGUUAUACUCAAGGCGGCAUAUGGUGGAGGUGGUCGUGGUAUGCGAGUGGUUCGAAGACUUGAGGAUAUACGACAAAAUUUUGAAUUAGCAUCUUCAGAAGCUUUAGCAGCCUUUGGAAAUGGAGCAAUGUUUAUUGAGAAAUUUAUUGAACGACCUAGACAUAUUGAAGUACAAAUAUUGGGCGAUAAAUAUGGAAAUAUUGUACACUUAUUUGAAAGAGACUGUUCUGUUCAACGAAGACAUCAGAAAUUGGUUGAGAUUGCACCCGCUCCUAAUUUGGAUCCAGAUAUACGUAAAUCCUUGUUAAAUGAUGCAGUACGAUUAGCAUCUUCUGUUGGCUAUGAAAAUGCUGGCACCGUAGAAUUUCUCUAUGAUCAAAAAGCUGGACAUUAUUAUUUUAUUGAGGUGAAUGCACGCCUUCAAGUGGAACAUACAGUUACUGAAGAAAUAACUGGUGUGGAUCUUGUACGAUCCCAAAUCCGUCUAGCUGAGGGUUGUUCACUGAAAGAUCUUAAUUUAUGUCAGAGUAAAAUUGGAUCUCAUGGUUAUGCAAUACAAUGUCGUAUAACUACUGAAGACCCAGCUAAAAACUUUCAACCUGAUUCUGGACGUAUUGAAGUUUUCAAAAGUGGUGAAGGAAUGGGUAUUCGUUUAGAUUCAGCAUCAGCAUUUGCUGGUGCAAUCAUUUCACCAUAUUAUGAUUCUUUAUUAGUUAAAGUGAUUGCACGUGCACAUGAUUUUCGUUUAGCAGCUAAGAAAAUGUUACGUUCACUUGCAGAAUUUCGAAUACACGGUGUUAAGACAAAUAUUCCAUUUCUUAUGAAUGUGGUGAAACAUGAAAAGUUUUUAACUGGUGUUGUGGAUACUUACUUCAUUGAUGAACACCCUGAUCUCUUCAAUUUACCAGCUUCAAAACAACGUGCUCAAAAGCUACUUCGUUAUAUAGGUAAUACAAUGGUUAAUGGACCAUCUACCUUGUUAGCUACAAAGCUCAGCCCAUCUGAUGUCGAACCGACUGUACCACCAGUUUCUUAUGCUAAUCAUAUCCCACGUGGUUGGCGUGAUAUCCUAUUGGAAGGUGGACCAACUGCAUUUGCUAAAGCUAUCAAGGCAUGUUCACAUCUCUUAAUCACUGAUACUACAAUGCGUGAUGCACAUCAAUCCCUUUUGGCAACACGUGUUCGUACUUUCGAUCUACUUCAUAUUGCUCCAUAUUUAGCACAUCAAAUGCCUCAGUUGUUAAGCUUAGAAAAUUGGGGAGGUGCUACAUUCGAUGUUAGCAUGAGGUUCCUUCAUGAAUGUCCAUGGGAACGUCUUGAACAACUUCGAUCUGUCAUUCCAAAUAUUCCAUUUCAAAUGCUGUUACGUGGUGCAAAUGCUGUUGGAUAUAAGAAUUAUCCUGAUAACAUUGUAUACAAAUUUUGUGAAGUUGCAGUGAAAAGUGGCUUAGAUAUAUUUCGUGUAUUUGAUAGUUUAAAUUAUUUGCCAAAUUUAAUUAUGGGAAUGGAUGCUGUAGGCGUAGCUGGUGGUGUUGUUGAAGGUUCAAUCUGUUAUUCAGGUGAUCUUUCAAAUCCAAAACUUGAUAAAUAUAAUUUACAGUAUUAUAUGGAUUUAAUUGAUGAAUUGGUGAAAGCUGGAACACAUAUAUUAGGCAUUAAAGAUAUGGCAGGUUUAUUGAAGCCAAAUGCUGCUCGCAUGCUUAUAUCUGCUAUACGUGAUCGCUAUCCAGAUUUACCAAUCCACUUGCAUACACAUGAUACAGCUGGUGCAGGUAUAGCAUGUCUACUAGCUGCUGCAGAGGCUGGUGUCGAUAUUGUUGAUGUAGCUGUGGACAGUAUGUCUGGAUUAACUAGUCAACCAAGUAUGGGAGCACUUGUAGCUUGUUUAAAAAAUACUGAUUUAGAUACAACUUUAUCUCCAAAAGAUGUGUCUGCUUAUUCAGCUUAUUGGGAACAAACACGUAAUUUAUAUGCACCAUUCGAAUGUACAACAACUAUGCGUUCAGGUAAUGCAGAUGUAUAUGAGAAUCAGAUACCUGGUGGCCAGUAUACAAAUUUACAAUUUCAAUCAUAUUCUCUUGGUUUGGGAGAUCAAUUUGAAAAUGUUAAACGUAAAUAUACAGAAGCUAAUCAAUUGUUAGGCGAUAUAAUUAAGGUAACUCCAUCUUCAAAGAUAGUUGGUGAUUUAGCCCAGUUUAUGGUUCAAAAUAAUUUGACAGCUCAACAAGUUUUAGACAGAGCUGAAGAAUUAUCUUUUCCUCAUUCAGUUAUAGAAUUUUUCAGUGGUGAAAUUGGUUUCCCUUAUGGGGGAUUCCCUGAACCGCUUAGAACAAAGAUUAUGAGAGGUCAAAAGGUUAAAACAGAACGUAUAGGUUCACUUAUGCAACCAUUUGAUUUUGAAAAAUUAGCCUCAGAAUUAAAAGAGAAAUUCAAUAGAAAUUUUGAUGAACGUGAUUUAUUAUCUGCUGCUUUAUAUCCAAAGGUAAUUCUACUGGAUAGCCUUCAACAAAAUCCAUGGGUACCAUUCGUAUUGUUCAUUAGUACAUUUGCUAUUCUGAUCUCAUUGAUGUGGAAAAGGCAAGAAACACCGACUAAUUUUAUUCUAUUGUUUUUAUUUACUUUAUGCGAGUCCGUACUUGUGGGAUAUGCAGUAAUCACAUUCUCAGCAACCGUUGUACUUCAAGCGUUUGGAUUAACUACCGCUGUAGUUUUAACAUUAAUGUUGUACACAUUGAAUUCCAAGAGAGAUUUCAGUAAAUUGGGUGUUGGUUUAUCAGUUGGCUUUCUCGUUCUCUUAUUGGCUGGACCAAUAAACUUAUUUCUAGGUUCAUCAUUAUUGGAGUUCAGUAUUGCAGUUGGUGGUACUUGUUUAUUCAGUUUAUUCAUUGUCUAUGAUACUUGGCGAAUAAUGUAUCAUUGUUCACCUGAAGAGUAUAUUAUAGCUUGUAUUGAUCUCUAUUUGGAUAUCUUGAAUUUAUUCAUGUAUAUUCUAAGAUUCUUAAAAGAAGUACAACAGAGUCAAAGCUGAUUUGAUUAUUAUAAAGAAAUGUGAUAAGAUAUAGAAUCCAUUCUACUGUUCUGUUCACUUAUUUAUUCUGACAUAUUUGGACAUCUAU
Molecule: messenger RNA, 3565 nt
Organism: Heterobilharzia americana
Lineage: Eukaryota; Metazoa; Platyhelminthes; Trematoda; Strigeidida; Schistosomatidae
Source: the annotation of a GenBank genome assembly